AACGCCUGCUCCGCGCUCCUGGAGGGAGGCUCCCGGGGCCUGGGUCGGUGGGCCAGGGGUCCCGAGGAAGGUUGUGACCGGGCCCGCCCCACCCUGUGCCCCAAUCAGGAUCAGUUUGAGGUGCUGGAGCGCCAUACGCAGUGGGGGCUAGACCUGUUGGACAGAUACGUGAAGUUCGUGAGAGAGCGCACGGAGGUCGAACAGGCCUACGCGAAGCAGCUGCGGAGCCUGGUGAAAAAAUACCUGCCCAAGAGACCUACCAAAGAUGACCCCGAAUCCAAGUUCAGCCAGCAGCGGUCCUUCGUGCAGCUCCUGCAGGAGGUGAACGAUUUCGCUGGCCAGAGGGAGCUGGUGGCCGAAAACCUCAGCGUGCGAGUGUGUCUCGAGCUGGCCAAGUAUUCGCAGGAGAUGAAGCAGGAGAGGAAGAUGCACUUCCAGGAAGGGCGGCGGGCCCAGCAGCAGCUGGAGAACGGCUUCAAACAGCUGGAGAGUAGUAAGCGUAAAUUUGAGCGGGACUGCAGGGAGGUGGAGAAGGCCGCCCAGACUGCCGAGCGGCUGGACCAGGAUAUCAAUGCCACCAAGGCUGACGUGGAGAAGGCCAAGCAGCAAGCCCAUCUCCGGAGUCACAUGGCAGAAGAGAGCAAGAAUGAGUAUGCAUCCCAGCUGCAGCGCUUCAACCGAGACCAGGCCCACUUCUAUUUUUCACAGAUGCCCCAAAUAUUUGAUAAACUUCAGGACAUGGAUGAACGCCGGGCCACCCGCUUAGGGACUGGGUAUGGGCUCCUGUCGGAGGCUGAGCUGCAGGUGGUACCCAUCAUCGCCAAGUGCUUGGAGGGCAUGAAGGUGGCUGCGGAUGCCGUGGAUGCCAAGAAUGACUCCCAGGUCCUCGUGGAGCUGCACAAGUCCGGCUUUUCCCGCCCGGGUGAUGUGGAAUUCGAAGACUUCAGCCAGCCCAUGAACCGCGCCCCCUCAGACAGCAGCCUGGGCACCCCAUCCGAAGGCCGCCCGGAGCUCCGGGCCCUGCCCUCGGGAUUGCCUAAUGGACCCCCGUCCCCCCGCUCCGGCCGCGACCCCUUGGCCAUACUGAGUGAGAUCAGUAAGUCGGUCAAACCGCGGCUAGCGUCCUUCCGCAGCCUCCGAGGCAGCCGAGGGGCCGUGGUGACGGAAGAUUUUAGCCAUCUGCCUCCGGAGCAGCAGAGAAAGCGGCUUCAGCAGCAGCUAGAAGAACGGCAUAGGGAGCUCCAGAAGGAGGUGGAUCAGAGGGAAGCCUUAAAGAAGAUGAAGGACGUGUAUGAGAAGACUCCCCAGAUGGGGGACCCGGCCAGCUUGGAGCCCCGGAUCACAGAGACCCUGCGUAACAUUGAGCGGCUGAAAUUGGAAGUACAGAAGUAUGAGGCUUGGCUGGCUGAAGCCGAGAGUCGGGUCUUGAGCAACAGAGGGGACAGCCUGAAACGGCACACCCGGCCCCCUGACCCCCCGGCCAGCGCCCCGCCGGACAGCAGCAGCAGCAGCAAUAGCGGGUCACAGGAGAACAAGGAAAGCAGCUCUGAAGAGCCCCCCUCAGAAGACGGCCAGGACACUCCCAUCUACACAGAGUUUGAUGAAGAUUUUGAGGAGCCCACGUCCCCCAUAGGCCAGUGUGUGGCCAUCUACCACUUUGAAGGGUCCAGCGAGGGCACCAUCUCCAUGGCCGAGGGUGAAGACCUCAGUCUGAUGGAGGAGGAUAAAGGAGAUGGCUGGACCCGGGUUCGGCGGAAACAGGGAGGGGAGGGCUACGUGCCCACCUCCUACCUCCGGGUCAUGCUCAACUGAGCCCCACCCAGGUGGAAGUGGGGGGCUGUCGGCUGCUGCUUCUGGGCCCCAGGGGGCCCCAGGACUUAUGCACUUUAUUUCCACCCCAUCCCCCAGCUUCAGCCGAGGCCUCUGUGACCUUGUGCCCCCCUCCCACCCCACCUUCCACCCCCAGGGACCCGCUGUGCCUUCUAGCGCGAUGUAAAUACUCAUGUUUCAAAUCUUUUCUUCCUGCCGCUUGGCUUGGGCCGUUGUGUUUUAU
Molecule: messenger RNA, 2053 nt
Organism: Fukomys damarensis (Damara mole-rat)
Lineage: Eukaryota; Metazoa; Chordata; Mammalia; Rodentia; Bathyergidae
Gene: Trip10
Product: thyroid hormone receptor interactor 10
Exons: 14
Biological process (GO): signal transduction
Molecular function (GO): protein binding
Source: RefSeq, a predicted model, not a curated record